CGGAAGUGUCAGUUUCUAACAGAAAACAAAGUUUGCGUUUUGCCUCUUUGGUGUGAAAAUGUAUACUAAAGCAGAAAUAGAUUUAGAGAUACACUCUGAUAAGGUGUUUGGUUUGCUUAGUGCUGAAGUGAAGAUAAUUCCAGAUCUGGAGGAGGAAGAAAUACAGAAAUUUGUUCAACAAUCAGGAAUAACAUUGGUCAAACAGGUGGAAAGUGACAGUUACACAGUCCAUGGAAGCUGGAAGUCACUCCAGAGAGCAAGAGCUUAUUUGGAUGUUAAAUUUAAAGAGACAGAACCAAUACACAAUACUUUGAAUGAAGUUCAAGAGAAAAUGACAUGUGGUAAAGAUGACAUUGAACAUAAAGUCCAUGACGAUGACACUAGGGAGGAAUCAUGUGACCAGAGUGAUGAAGGUCCUGGAAGUCCGAACAAUGAACAGGAGGAAACAGAGGAGGAGGAGGAGGUCAAAGAUUUCCAGUGCAAAGAUUGUAAGGAAAAGUUUCAAUUAUUCUCUUGCUUAGAAGACCACAAUCAAGAGAAACACAGUCUUUUUACAUGUGACAUUUGCUUGAAGACAUAUGCAAAGAAAAGAUAUGUACAGCAACACAAAAAGAGACAUACCCAAGAGAAAAAGUUUCAGUGUGUCCUGUGUGGGUUUAAAUUUUUCGAGCAGAGCAAAUUGAAAAGUCACAUGGAAACUCACAAACCUGUAACUGAAAGGGAACUUCCCUACAAAUGUAGUUUGUGUUUGAAACAGUUUCACAACCGGACGGGAUGGACAGAACAUAUGAACACACACACAGGGCAAAAACCUUUCAAGUGUUCAAUAUGCAAUGCAGAAUUUGCUCACAGCAGUGCAUUAAAAAGACAUGAAGUUUCACAUGGACCAUAUAACCCAGUGAAAUGUGAUUUCUGUGAAAAGAAAUUUAGGUAUCCUGACAAAUUGAGAGCUCAUAUGAUUCUGCAUACAGGUGAAAAGAAAUAUGCCUGUCAGUGUGGGAAAAUUUACACCACAUCAAAUUCCCUGAAACGCCAUCAGCAGACUUGUAGUGACGCUUGUCAAGUGUUAACCCAGAAAGUCUGUGUUUACCAAGCACCUGCCACCCAGGAUAUUGUGUACAUGUGUGGCUUAUGUGAAAAACAGUUUGAUUCUCUGGAGAGUGCCGAGUCACAUGUUUGUAGUUGUUGUCAAUAAAUUAAUAUUUAUAUACAAUAUGCUAGUAUAUUGUAUUGUUUGUUUUUGUUUAUUAAAAUUUUUAUGAUUUUG
This is a messenger RNA of Saccostrea cuccullata (small rock oyster), 1267 nucleotides long. RefSeq names its product zinc finger protein 616-like. The coding region runs from base 59 to 1195 and encodes 378 amino acids. Gene Ontology annotation, biological process: regulation of transcription by RNA polymerase II. The record is from RefSeq and is a predicted model, not a curated record. The transcript has 4 exons. Gene Ontology annotation, molecular function: RNA polymerase II cis-regulatory region sequence-specific DNA binding; DNA-binding transcription factor activity. Lineage: Eukaryota; Metazoa; Mollusca; Bivalvia; Ostreida; Ostreidae.